Cucurbita pepo subsp. pepo (vegetable marrow) is the source of this 930-nucleotide messenger RNA. RefSeq names its product WRKY transcription factor 28-like. Lineage: Eukaryota; Viridiplantae; Streptophyta; Magnoliopsida; Cucurbitales; Cucurbitaceae. Gene Ontology annotation, biological process: regulation of DNA-templated transcription. The record is from RefSeq and is a predicted model, not a curated record. Gene Ontology annotation, molecular function: DNA-binding transcription factor activity; sequence-specific DNA binding.
CCCACAGCUUCUUCUUCAUCUACGUCGUCGUUUUGAUCUUCUUCUUCAGCUUCCUUGUGAUUCCAUGUCAGAUGAAAUGUUUAGAGAUCUAUUUUUCUCGAACCCUUUUCGAGACGGUGGGUUCGGGGACUCGGAAACAGCCAGGAAUUUUGGGGUGUCGAAUGAAAUUUCGGGGACUCCGAUGAAUUCUUGUGGGUCGUUGUCGUCUUCGGAUGCUGGAGCUGAGGAAGAUGGUUCUGGGAAAGAGAAGGAGAAGGCGAUGAAAGACAUGGAAGAUGGUGGAGAGAGUUCCAAAGCUGCAGGUAAAGCGAAGAAGAAAGAGCGAGAGCCCAGAUUUGCUUUCAUGACGAAGACCGAGAUCGAUCAUCUUGAAGAUGGAUAUCGAUGGAGAAAAUAUGGACAGAAGGCCGUCAAGAACAGUAUUUUUCCGAGGAGCUAUUACAGGUGUACAACUCCCAACUGUGGAGUGAAGAAACGUGUAGAAAGAUCAUUUCAAGAUCCAUCCAUUGUAAUCACGACGUACGAAGGACAACACAACCACCCAAUUGCGGCAACGCUGAGAGGAAAUCUGUCGGCGGCCGCCGCAUUUCCACCGUCCAUGUUGGCACCAAUGUCAGUGGUCGGUGGCGCUGGGUUUCUUCCGAAACCGUUGAGCGACCCUUCCGGCAACAGUCAGGUUGUCGGCGGUGACGGCUACGUUUAUUCACAGAGCAGCUUCGGGUAUCCUUACAACGAGCAGCAAUCGGAAUAUGGGGUUUUGCAGGACAUUUUUCCAUCUCCGUCGUCGUUCUUCAACCGGCAGUCGUGAUAAAUUAAUGAAUAAGGCAGUUCUGUUAAAUUACAGAAAAGUCCUCGCCAAAGAUGGGUGCAAUCUCGCUUACUGUAAGUAUGGGUUGAAUUAAAACUAUAGAGAUUUGCAUGCAUUUUAUA